Messenger RNA from Colletotrichum navitas, 1353 nucleotides. RefSeq names its product acetyltransferase. The transcript is spliced from 4 exons. NCBI's taxonomy places the organism in Eukaryota, Fungi, Ascomycota, Sordariomycetes, Glomerellales, Glomerellaceae. Gene Ontology annotation, molecular function: aralkylamine N-acetyltransferase activity. Bases 60 to 899 code for a protein of 279 amino acids. Gene Ontology annotation, cellular component: cytoplasm. The record is from RefSeq and is a predicted model, not a curated record.
CCCCCCCCAAAACACCAUCUACAAAUCGAAACCACAUCACCUUCCACCAGUUCUUCGUCAUGCCUGAUGAGAAGAAUUGUCCCAUGGCGAACGCGGGCGCUAAUAAGUCCGACUGCGCCAUCGAUGACUCCGACGAUGGUGACGAGUCCUACGUCGAGGCUCAGAAGUCCAUCUCCGACCUCAAGAAGCGACACACCUCGGGCCGUCUCAAACUGAGCGACUUGCCCUUCCGCUGGAGUCCCUUUGUUCUGCCGCUCACCGAGUCCAACGUCGAGUCUUGCGUCGUACUCGAUAGGGUCGCUUUUCCCGACCACUGCGCUACGCGCGAAAAGUUCGAGUACCGCCUCUCGAGCUGCUCAAACAUCUGCACUGGUUUGUUCUGCAGCAUCGUCCCGAGCGAGGUUGGGAGCUUCCCUAUCCCGACCCUCGCAGUUGCCAAUGUCGUCGAGACUGGCCGUGCGCACGAAGCCAAGAUGGUUAUGCUCGGUCACGUCGUCGCGACCCUCGGCAACGGCCCCGUUGUCACUGAUGAGGACAUGGCCUGUCCCGAUAACUGGCGCGACCAGAAAGCGUCCAAGGACUCGAGUCUUGGCCACAAGGUCACGGGUCGCACCGUCUGCAUUCACUCCUUCGCCGUCGUUCCCAAGCUUCAAAACUGCGGCCUAGGCAUGCUGCUCAUGAAAGCGUAUCUACAGCAGAUCAACGAGUCUGGCGUUGCCGAUCGUAUCGCCUUGAUCUGCCAGGACUGGCUGGUGAGUUACUACGAGCGCUUUGGCUUCAAGUCUCUCGGCCACAGCAAGACCUCCUCCUUCGGUGGUGGCGGUUGGCAUGACAUGAUCAUCGACCUCUCUGGCCCCGCCAAGAAGCCCGCCGAUGCCCUAUUAACGCAAGACGAGUAGAACCGCGCCCUCCGCCUCAGAGGCAAUCGUUGAGAGCUUUGAUCGUCCGUUCUAUACCAGUGCUUUCUCAUCGAGCGAGCUAAGCAAGGGACCUGACCUUCGCCGUCUUUCUUUUGCGAAUGAACAAACUGGAAAUGGCUUAUGGGUACGUACAGCGCGAUCGUCGGGAUGAGACAGGCGACUGCAUGUUUGUAUGGGUUGAUGACUUGGCUCCUUUCCUUACCUACUGCGUAACGAUACCUGCGAGAUGGGAGUCUCCAAACGGUGUACCAAAGAUGCAUACUGAGGUAGACAACCGGAUGAGGAUCGGGACAUAGAGUGUACCCUUGCUCCCGAGAUCCGAGCAAGAAAAAUACCACAUGAGUUUGACUUUAACCUCCCAUUUCGGCGUGAGGUAUUUCAAAAUGCGUACGAUGCUUCUUAUGUCACCUUUUUUUUUUUUUUUUUUUUUUUU